This is a messenger RNA of Penicillium subrubescens, 831 nucleotides long. RefSeq names its product enoyl-CoA hydratase/isomerase family protein. Lineage: Eukaryota; Fungi; Ascomycota; Eurotiomycetes; Eurotiales; Aspergillaceae. Gene Ontology annotation, cellular component: peroxisomal matrix. Gene Ontology annotation, biological process: fatty acid beta-oxidation. The record is from RefSeq and is a predicted model, not a curated record. The coding region runs from base 1 to 831 and encodes 276 amino acids. The transcript is spliced from 5 exons.
AUGCCGUCCUACCAGUAUACCGAUAUCAAAGUGGAGAUGAAGGGUCAAAUUGGUGUUAUCAAAUUUAAUCGACCCAAAUCACUCAAUUCAUUUGGCGGGAACCUGCUUGUCGAUACUCUACAUGCUGUGAAAGAACUCGAUGAAAACCCCGAUACCGUCUUCACCGUAUUAACGGGUGAAGGGCGUUUCUUUUCAGCCGGGGCUGAUGUGCGAGGUUCGCGGCCACUGGACGAGGGUAUGGCCGAUCUCACGCAGAUCCAACUCAAGCUUCUCCACUUGGCUCGCUUCACUACAAUGAUGGAAUUAAUGAAAUCGCUCAUCGACCACAAAAAGGUGUUUGUCCUGGCCAUGAACGGUCCCGGAGUCGGUGGAGGAGCAGCCUGGUUCCAGGGCCUCGCCGAUAUCAUCCUUGCAUCUGAGACCACAUAUCUGCAAGUCCCAUUCAAUUCAUUGGCCUUGGUUCCCGAAGCAGGAUCGGCUACCAACCUAGCCAGACACAUGGGCGUUCAUCGCGCAAACGACUUCUUAAUGUUUGGUCGCAAGCUCACAGUCCAGGAACUGGAGAAUUGGGGGCUAGUCAACCGAGUUUUCCCUGUCGAAGGCUUCCAUAACUCGGUCAUUGAGUUCUUGGAGAAGCAGCUCGAGGUCAACGAUGGGAUUAGUAUGAUGGAGACCAAGCGAUUGCAAAAUCUCCCUCUUAGAAGCGAGCGCAUCUUGGCCGUUUACAAUGCGACCGAUGCUCUUGCGGAGAGGCUUGCGAGUGGAGCGCCAGCUGCGCGAUUCCGAGCGAAGAAAGCUGAACUUGAAGCGAAAUCCAAGUCUCGGCUUUGA